AUGGCUAUCGGUUGUUUCUUGCUGAGUGGGCUGCUGCCUGCCGCAGUGCGAGAAGGUCCAGCAGACGGUGUGGUGUGCAGGUGGAAGGCGGUGUGCUACCACUACGUGCGCCGCAAGCGGCAGGUGACGCGCUACCGGCACGGCGACGCCUUCACGUCGACGCAGGUCUACUACGAGCGCGUCAACUCUCACGCGGCGGGCGCCUGCUUCUCCUACAGCUACUGCGGCGUCCGCGACAUCUCGCGGGAGCUCAAGCUGGACGCCGACUGCCCGCUCACCAAGAUACGCUUCAGCAAGGGCUUCGCGUUCGCCAAUGUGGAGGCGGCGGCCGAGUUCGAGGAGCAGCGGGCGCGCUUCUUCGGCGAGUACGAGCGCGUCGACGACUACCUGGAGAUGCGGGAGGGGCUCGACGUGGCGCACUUCCGCGACGAGCAGCUGACGGUGGCGCCCGGCGUCGGCGCCUCCCUCUACAGCCCCACCGUCUUCUGGGUGUGCUCGCUGCUGCUGCUGUCCUGGCCGCUGCGCCUGCUGCUGCAGUGCCGCACUGCCUACCUCCACUACCAG
Molecule: messenger RNA, 564 nt
Organism: Schistocerca nitens (vagrant locust)
Lineage: Eukaryota; Metazoa; Arthropoda; Insecta; Orthoptera; Acrididae
Product: transmembrane protein 151 homolog
Exons: 2
Source: RefSeq, a predicted model, not a curated record